UGGGAGGGGUGAGCGGGAGGGGGAAAGCAGUGGGCUGGGAAUGAUCCCCGGUUUCACCUUCGGCUCCCUCCUCCGAUGCUGCGGGAGCUGAGCUGAAGCUCUCUUCCCCGAGUGUUACUUGGCAACAUCCUGAUAAAUCUCUGGCAAGAGGGGCGCUCUAUUUCCCUGCCUUUCUCCUCCCACCAGGCUGGGGGGCGAGGAGGGAGAGAGGGAAAGAGGGGGAGAGAGGCAGACUCCAGUGACAGCGAUUACAAAAGUCGGAGCUAGCUGGGGAGCCCGGAAUUCGCGGGAGAGGCUGCGCCAGAGGCUCGGGGGCGGCAUUUGGAAGCUGCGGGAGAGCAGAAGACGGACGUGGUCGGAGCCCGCUCCUAGCUCGCCCUCCCCGGCAGCCUCCGCGUCCGCAGUGCUGGGUACCAUGGGGUCCUGGCUCCCCGCGAUGCUGCUCCGCCUGAUGGUGCUCGGACACCUGAUGUCCCUGCUGGCAGGACAACAUUUUAGCAUGAAUAAGUGUACCCACGAGUGCCCCCCACUGAGAAGCACACGCCAGUUACAAAACCGCUUGUUAAAAUCCUAUACCAAGACAGCGCCGUCCUGCCGAGUACAAGCAGUCAUAUUCAUUACUAUAAAAAACAGAACCUUAUGUGCUGAUCCAAAUGAAAAAUGGGUCCGAGAAGCCAUACAGUAUCUGGACAAUGUUUCUGCUGCCGCGGCCGCCACUCAGAAACAAGCCCCAGGCAAGGAGAAUGGCGGCAUGUUUGAAAAACUCACGGGAGAGAACGGGCCUCCAACCACCCAGGUCCCUGGUGGAGGGAGCACGGGUCCGGCUACUCUCCUGGUUCCAGGAGCCACCAGUGCCCCUGUCCCGACGAGCGCCAGUCCCAGCCCAAGCCCAACUCCUGCCUUCCCAGAGGAAGAGGCGGCCUUGGAGACCUCCCCAGGGCUGCCAACCAGCCCAGCUGGUUCUUCAGAGUCAUUCCCCGGCCCUCUUCUGGUGGGGUCCACCUCAUCCAUGGUGGGGGGAAGCAGCCCAGAUCCUCUGCUGGCCUCCCAGGGGACUGAGACUUCCAGUACAGAGGCUCUGUCUGCCACAAUGACUCCACCUCCUGAGAGUUCUGAUUCGGGCUCCCUGGCUGCGGGGAGGAUGUCCGAUGAGACUCCGGCUAUGUCUCAUCCCCGGGAGGAGGGCUCAGGAAGGCUGAAGGACCCCUCUGAGCCCGGAGAGGAAAGGGAUUUUUCGACUGAAAAUCCCAUUAUUAGUGAGGAGAUGAGUACUGUUUUCACUCUCACAAACCCCUUCUCCAAGCUGGCUGUAGACAACACAGACGGCCAUUCCCCUGCCUCUCUCCCUGCCUCAGAAAGUCUGAGUUCAGGGUUGUCUGGGAGAACCAACCUACCUUCCAAAGCUGAGACGCUUCCCCACGUCACAGCUGAUCCCCAAAAGCUAAAACUGGCCAUCACGCCCAUCCCGGACUCUCCGCAGGCAGCAACCCGAAGGCAGGCUUUCGGCCUGCUGGCCUUCCUGGGCUUCCUUUUUUGCCUCGGGGUGGCCAUGUUUGCCUAUCAGAGCCUCCAGAGCUGCCCCCGUAGGAUGGCUGGAGAAGUGGUGGAGGGGCUCCGUUAUAUCCCCAGGAGCUGCGGGAGUAACUCUUAUGUCUUGGUCCCCGUGUGAACCUGAGUCCCUCCAUGAGCCUUUUCUGUCUGUGUCCAGACGCCCAUCUUUGACUGAGUCAGCCACCCCAUUGCUGCUCUGGCCCUGGCUGGGAGUGCCAAAGGCCCUGCCCCAACCCCGAGGCAAGAACCUGGGCUGCCCUAGAAACCAACAAAGGGCAUGGGGGGCACUCCCAGUCCUAGUUCCAUUAUAGGAGGCAUGUCUCUGCCCUGGAAGGUGCCCCGAAGCUGGAAAAUCCCUCCUAUGCCGCUGGCCGGCCCGUGGUUCCUCUGUUCAGAUUCUUUCCUCCAUGAUAGCUAUUUAUUGAAUGCCUCCCUCUCUCCCCACCCAGCUCCACCACACACUGGUCCAGCUCUGGGCUCUUGGGUUGGCUGAUUUGCUCUCAGAUUUUACCAUUUCUCUGUACUCCUUUGGCUAUGUGUAUCCCAUGUCACCCAUCCCACCUCCCUGGCUAGCCGAGGUGCUAUUCGACUCAGUCACCUGUACAGAAACCAAAUGCCCUAGCCCGGGUUCUCAUUUCUUUGCAUGAGGUAAAUGUGGUAUUUCCUGAGGGUGCUUCGGCCCCCUCAAAGCCAGUGGGACAUACUUGGAAAGGAAAGGAAAGAAGAUUUCUGUGGAAUCGGGAUUUUUGUUGUCUGUGAGGGGGGUGGGGGGUUAUUUGUUGAUUUUAUUUUAUUUGCUUCUCUGAAAUUAAUUUGGUCUCUGAUUUUGAAAUCCCUGCUAGCCCUAGGGGCUGGCUCUUCUCCCUACUCAAAGCAGAAUUGGUCAUGAUUCUAGUGAAAGGAGAGAGGUGAGCAGAUACUUCAGCAACUCAUGACCUUGAUUUGAGGAAUGUCCCAGUGGUCAGAGUAUGGGACACCACUUCCCUGGCCUGUUCAUCAACUUCCUGAAGUCUUCCCCCUCAACCUCACACCCCAGCAUUUGCAGUCCCCCUGCUUCCUCUGAGCCGUUUAAACCAUUGAUAUGAAGAGGGUAGAGAAAUGUAUAGGCCUGGCCUUUGCCACUUCCUCACCAGCUAGGUAUUGUGUCCUGGGAAAGCUGAGGGCAAUGACCUCUCCACCUUUCAGUGCUGCUAGACCUGGACAGGUACGCCUUUGGUGGAUACUUUCAUUAACCCAGAGAAUUAUAGGUCUGACAACACCACAUUUCAUUAGGGGUCUGCCCCAGCUCAAUAUUGAAAAACAGCUGACCAAUGACCUAAUGGAAGUGAUGAAAAAGGUGUCAAGGAUCAACAUUUUUCAUUUGUCCCUCAAGGUCAGAGUGACUCCACCCAACUCCCCUCCCUGAUCAUCAAUCAUUAUGCCCUAAAAUCUCUAAUCUCUCUCCCAAAACAAGGUUGUUGGAAGAACCAAAGCGUGUGGUUAUGUAGUUAGAUGGGCAAAGGUCUGAACUAACUGGGUUUUUUGUUCUGUUUUCUUUUUUUCCCUGAAUCUCCUUUGCCCAAGUAGAGAGAGACAGACAGAUGUAGGGGAAGCCCUAAGCAGGAAACUAACUUUCCAAGACAGUACCUAAGAGAUGCCUAAAUUUACACACACACACAAACACAUGUGUAUAUAUAUGUAAUAUAUAAUAUAUACAUUUCUUAAACUGGCCCAGUCCUGGUCAGUUUUCAUCUCCUGAAAGACAGGGAAUGGAACCAUGGCCCUCUUUCACAGUGGUCCCUAAUAUUAAUUCCAUUGAAUUUCUUUGCCUGCAGCUCUUACCCUGUGUUUGCCCUCCAAGAAGGCCCUUGGUCCUCCCUUCUUGGGCUUCAGAGGCAAAGCUCCCUUAUUUGGAAUACAAUUUAAUUCUCAGAAGAUGAAACAUGUCGGUCUUAAAUCCAAUUUGGGGGGGUCGCCAUGGUUCUACAGCCAGUGACCAACCCUAGUUGAUGCGCCUGGUUUUAGCCUCAUGAAAGAAAGUCUUC
Molecule: messenger RNA, 3575 nt
Organism: Sarcophilus harrisii (Tasmanian devil)
Lineage: Eukaryota; Metazoa; Chordata; Mammalia; Dasyuromorphia; Dasyuridae
Gene: CX3CL1
Product: C-X3-C motif chemokine ligand 1
Exons: 3
Coding region: 416-1669 (417 amino acids)
Biological process (GO): inflammatory response; cellular response to interleukin-1; cellular response to type II interferon
Cellular component (GO): extracellular region
Molecular function (GO): CCR chemokine receptor binding; chemokine activity
Source: RefSeq, a predicted model, not a curated record